ACCGGAUUUCGGUGAUUGGUUUUCGGCGAGAAUCUAUGCUAAAACGAGAUUGAAAACCCUGCUAUGCUCCCGAGUCACUCCCGACUCCCAACUCCCGACCGGCUCGCGAGCUAUCUCGGGGACACAACCGACUGCCUCGCGCCUCUUCCUCAUCCGUCGUCACCGGUUGCUUCCCACCGCCGCCUUGCGCCUCCAUGCUCUCAGCAAUGAUGGGAAUAGAAGGCAUUGCAGCCACAGUCACCGAGGACCCUGAACCCUCAAUUCCUCCAGGAUUUGGACCUUUUGCUGCCUCGGCAUCAUGGGGAAUCCAAAACGAUGUUAAACCUGCUGAUGAUCAUUCUAGUUCUGUUUUAGCAUUACAGAGCAUCGACGACGAUGUGGAAAUUUUGGAAUAUCUAUCCAGUUCAGUGGAUCACCAGAGUGACACAGGUUGCUGUAUUUCUGGGAGCAAUACCUGUAGGAAAUCACUGCGUAAUAGACCUCCAAUAGAUUAUAGCCGCUUUGAUCAGAUUGCAGAUGAAGAUUCUGAUGCUGAAGUAGCAGACAAGGGUGUAAAUGCAGUGAAACACAGACAACAAUUCCCUAAAGGAGUACUUCGAGGAUGUCCAGAAUGUGCCAAUUGUCAAAAGGUUAUUGCAAGAUGGAAUCCAUCUGGUGCACGUAGGCCUGUUCUUGAUGAGGCUCCUGUUUACUAUCCUACCGAGGAGGAAUUUCAGGACACAUUAAAAUACAUUGAGAUUAUCCGCCCAACAGCAGAACCAUAUGGAAUAUGCCGUAUUGUUCCACCAGCUUCAUGGAAGCCUCCAUGCCUUCUUAAAGAGAAAAACAUUUGGGAGUGCUCAAAAUUUUCUACUCGGGUACAGAAGGUUGACAAGCUCCAAAAUCGUAAAUCGCCCAAGAAGAGCAGAAGAGGUGGAAUGAUGAAGAAGCGUAGAAAGAUUUCGGAGACUGAAGAAAACAAUCACCAUCAAAUUGGAAUGCAGCAAAACCAAGAGAGAUUUGGAUUUGAACCAGGACCAGAGUUCACACUACAGAUGUUUCAGAAGUAUGCAGAUGACUUCAGUGAUCAGUAUUUUAUGAAAGAUAAAUGCAGAGAUUCACCACCAUCAGUGGAAGAUAUUGAAGGCGAGUAUUGGCGCAUAGUUGAAAGACCGACAGAGGAGAUAGAGGUAAUAUAUGGUGCCGAUUUGGAGACUGGAACUUUUGGCAGUGGGUUUCCAAAGUUAUGUCCUGAAAUGAAAUCUGAUGUGGAGGAUAAAUAUGCACAAUCUGGGUGGAAUCUAAAUAACCUGCCUAGACUACAAGGUUCGGUUCUUUCUUUUGAAGGCGGUGACAUUUCUGGUGUUUUAGUGCCUUGGCUUUAUGUCGGCAUGUGUUUUUCAUCUUUCUGCUGGCAUGUUGAAGAUCAUCAUUUGUACUCACUGAACUACAUGCAUUGGGGUGCUCCAAAGAUGUGGUAUGGAGUUCCAGGGAAGGAUGCUGUGAAUUUGGAGGCUGCAAUGAGGAAACAUCUUCCUGAGUUAUUUGAGGAGCAACCUGAUUUGCUUCACAACUUAGUUACUCAGUUCUCACCAUCAUUGCUUAAAUCUGAAGGAGUACCAGUCUACCGAUGUGUUCAGCAUGAGGGAGAGUUUGUCCUGACGUUCCCACGGGCAUACCAUGCUGGUUUUAAUUGUGGCUUCAAUUGUGCAGAAGCUGUUAAUGUGGCACCCAUUGAUUGGUUGCCGGUUGGACAAAAUGCUGUUGAUCUUUAUCGUGAACAAGCUCGGAAAAUAACUAUCUCCCAUGAUAAGCUGUUGCUUGGGGCUGCAAGAGAAGCAAUAAGAGCUCAGUGGGACAUCCUAUUUCUCAAGAGGAAUUCUUCUGUUAACUUGAGGUGGAAAAGCAUAUGUGGACCUGAUAGCACAAUAUGCAAGUCACUGAAGGCACGAAUUGAAAUGGAGUUGGUACAAAGACAAAAUAUAUCCUCUCCAUGUCAAUCUAGGAAAAUGGAUAGUGAGUUUGAUUCUACUGAUAGGGAAUGUGCAUUGUGUUACUAUGAUCUGCAUCUUUCAGCUUCAGGCUGUCCAUGCUCCCCAGAGAAAUAUGCUUGCCUGGUACAUGCAAAGCAGCUUUGUUCAUGCGAUUGGGACAAAAGGUUUUUCCUAUUUCGUUAUGAUGUUAAUGAGUUGAAUAUCUUAGCUGAUGCUUUAGGGGGAAAGCUAAGUGCCAUUCACAGAUGGGGUGUCUCUGAUCUUGGAUUAAGUUUGAGCUCCUGUGUCAAACGGGAAAAGGUCCAAGAUUCCAAGACUGUUCGCAGAUUAACUGAUGGCCCAAGACGGUCCUACAUGUCACAGGCAUCAACAGUAUCAUUGAUUCCUUCUUCUGUUAGCACUGAACAGAAAAAGAAUGAAGAUAAGACACUGGAUUUAGGUUGCCCAGGUAUGAAUUUACCAAAAAUAAGUCCGGAGGCAAAUAAUCUGCGUCCUUCGACAGAACAGAUAAAAUCAGAAAAUCUCUCACAGCUAAAGGAACCAUGUGUGAAGAAUGAAUUAUCUUGUCCGACCAGCAAUGGUACCAGCCAAGAACAUAAAGGAGGGAUUGGAGGCCACAAACUUGCAGCAGCAAGCAUGAUGGUUCUUUCUGGUCAAUCAUUUCCUGCAAAUGCUGGUGAAUCAGUGAGAAAUGCGCAUGUCUUGGCAGUAUUUAAAGAGGGUAGAGACUGUACAUCUUCACUUACACUUAGGGAGUAUCAUAACAGGCCAGUGUCAAUGAUUGAUAAUGGAGCUAACAUGAAGCUGGAUCUGGAAAACAUAGACAAUUCUCAUAUGUUGAUGUCAUCACCAGACUUCAAUGCAACUGUAUGUCAUUCUUACAAGGAUCAAACAUUCUUAACACUGGAAACUAAUACCUCUGUGAUGACUGAGAAAGAUAGCAGUCAGGCCCGUAAUGCAAGCCAGCAGUUUGUCAGUACUGCUUUAAGAACACAAAAUGUGUCUCAGGAACCAUUGUGUACCGCGAUUGCUCCAAAGCAACUCAUAGAUCCUCAAGUUCAGAAAAAAUCAUAUGGUGUUUUUGGUUCUGGCAGUGCCCAUCUUGGGCAUCUGACUGUUGGUAAUCAGCAACUAAAUGAGAGAUGGCAUCAAAGACAAUCUGAUUCUUUAUCCAGUGUGGAAGUUAGAGCUAGGGGUCAUUCAGCUAUGAUAGUGCAGCCUGCUCUGGAAAAUCACAGCAGAAAUGGAGUUGCACAGAAGGGUCCUCGCAUAGCUAAUGUUGUACAUAGAUUCAAGUGCUCUGUUGAACCUAUAGAAAUUGGUGCUGUGUUAUCUGGGAAGUUGUGGUCCUCAAGUCAAGCAAUCUUCCCAAAAGGGUUUAAGAGCAGAGUAAAAUACUUCAGUGUUGUAGAUCCAGUACAAAUGACAUACUACAUAUCUGAAAUAUUGGACGCUGGACAGCAGGGACCACUUUUUAUGGUGACUGUAGAAAACUGUCCUGGUGAAAUUUUCAUAAACAUCUCUCCUACCAAGUGCUGGAACAUGGUUCGUGAAAGGCUCAAUAUGGAAAUAAGGAGGCAGCUCAAUAUGGGAAGAGCUAACCUUCCUACACUACAGCCUCCAGGAUCAGUUGAUGGCCAUGAAAUGUUUGGGUUGUUAACACCAGCAAUAGUUCAGGCAAUUGAGGCCCGGGACAGAGAUUAUAUCUGUACAGAGUACUGGCGAUCAAGGCCCCAUGCAACAAUUGAGAAUCGAGACAAUCAGAAUAUGUCACCUCAGGAUCCACCCCUUGUUGCACUGAGGGGGCUCUUCCAGCGGGCUAAUUGUGAUGAACUGCGAGCACUACGCAGUUUGCUGAUGAGCAAUAGAAUUCUGGGCGACAAUUCUAGGCAGCAGGCUUGCCAAAUCCUUGAUGAGGAGAUUGCGAAGCAAUGGCACUGACCAGCGUAAAUACAGGAUGUUGUACUAACCAAUUGUUUGGCAUGAUUUUGUUUUGACGGGAUAAAUCAGUUUUAAGGCUUGCUUCUUCCGUUGCCCUUGUGCCCAUUCUUUUCAUUCUUGUGACCAUACCCAAUUCUUUAUUGCAAGUGGUGUCAACAAGCAUGAGGCUACAGCUGCAUCACCUGCAAGGAAGUCAAAAGGACUUAUUUUAAGUAAAGCUUUAAAGGCGCAGAAAGACGUCAAAGAUGCAAGUGCUCAGAUGGCCAUAGGCAACCUGUAGUCUGAAGUUAUUGGGCUUCACCGUGAUCUUGAAGAAAAAGAAAUAAAGCUAAAUACUUUUGCCAAAGAUCUGAUUGAAGACCACACUAAGUUCUAGAAAUCCUCUAAAGAGAAAGACAACAAAAUUUCGAAGCUAGAAGUUGACAACUCGUAGAGCAUGAAACACAUUGCAGAGCUUGAGGCCUAGAUAAAAGAGCAAGUUGUAGCACACAAAGGCAAAAUGGCCAAAUUGAAAGAGAAGGUCAAAGAUACUAGUGUAAUUUUUGAGGUUGAAAAGGUGAAGCAUAAAAUUUCUGAUAAUGAGAGAACCACAUUAUAGAAAAUUGUUGAUGAACUUUGGGAGUCUAGCGAAGAAUGCUUCUACUCCACUGCCCAGUGUUGUAAAAAAUUUAAAAAAUACCUUCGUCUCCAUAGGAGCAUUUUCAAGUGAAAAAGAAUUUGUGCGCGGCGACGCCUCUAGUGCGGUGAAGUGGAUAGGAGAAGUGGAGGCCUUCGAUGAAGUAUUAUCCACCCGUGGUGAUUAUUGUGCGUGUAUAGGGGCACACGUUGCAACUUUGCUGCUUGACAAGGCUAGAUGCGAGCAUGUAAAAGUUGCCAGCUAGCCAGAGUUUAAAUAUUAUGUUGAUGACAAUAAGAUUCCUUUAGCUGAAGCAACCGAGCUUGGGAGAAAGUUUUAUACCGAUGUCUGGCUUGGUGGAGGGAAGAAGUUAGUAGAUGAAGUUGCUAGAGAAAAUGUAAGAAAUGUUUCUUUUUAUCGUUUAUUUUUCUGUUUCGGGACUUAGAAUUUUAGUGUUUACACAAAGACUCACAAGCUUACAAAAAAGGCGGAAGCAAUAAAGGAACCUUUAAGAUUAAAGGAACUCGAAGAUGCCCUUUCGCCAGAACCCAAAGAGUACAAUCCAGAUGAAGAUUCACUACUGCAGGAUUGGCUAGCACAUCUGGACAUGUUGUAUAAAACAGUAGACAAAGUUGUUGAUGAUGUUUUCAAUAAUGUUCCCGAAAGAGUUACCUUUUCGAAAUAGUAUAUGAUUAUUAUAAGGGGGCUUCGGCAUAAAGGUCUUCUCUCAUGGCAAAGACAUACAGUGUGAAGAUGUAACCCGAAGGUGAUAAGAAUGGUCGCCGAAGCUAUAGCCAAAGAGCUUCGACUUAAUAUGGUGACGAAGACCAAAUAUGAUGCUGACCGAAAGGGGAAAAGACUAUUUAGUCCUUAAUGAUUCAUGUUAUGAUUAUAAAUAGAUGCCAGGGACAUAAAUGUACUUUUACCUGGAAUGUGUCCCGUGCCUAUAAAUAGAUAAACAGUAGCACCGUACUGUUCACGCUGAAUUAUAGUCACUCUCUCGCGUCUUCAGCUUCGAGCAAGCCGAAGGUAUCAAUGUAAUAUGAAUUAUGUUGAUAUUCAUACAUGUUUUAUGGGAUGCAAAUAUGAAUGAAUUAACAAGAUACAAUUACUAUCUUCA
Molecule: messenger RNA, 5650 nt
Organism: Zea mays
Lineage: Eukaryota; Viridiplantae; Streptophyta; Magnoliopsida; Poales; Poaceae
Exons: 16
Coding region: 195-3914 (1239 amino acids)
Biological process (GO): regulation of gene expression; chromatin remodeling
Cellular component (GO): chromatin; nucleus
Molecular function (GO): histone H3K4me/H3K4me2/H3K4me3 demethylase activity
Source: RefSeq, a predicted model, not a curated record